GUCCUUCGCCCAGAAAUCCAAGAAGCUGCCCCCUUCUUUCACUAGGCCGCAACAUUUUGAGUGCCCCAUUUCCACAUAUCAAAUGCUAUUAAGCUCUGCCUCCCCUCUCUCUGCCGGCCGGCCCUAGGGCUGGAGUCUCCCUCUCUCGCCUCUCUCGUCCUCCUCUGCUUUCUUGCGCAAAGAGCGAAGCGAGCGAGCGACUGCAACCUCCCCCCAGCGAUGGAUCGCGACCGCGUGGAGGAAGGCUUCGCAGGCGCGAACAUGUCUUCCUCGACCUACGUGGGCAGCAGCGACGGCGCUCUCUCGAAGCAGAUGUCACAGAUGUCGCAGACGCAGAUUGAGAAACGGGGCUCAUCCAACUCUUCGGGAUCGCUCGACGCUCACACUCGUCCCAUCAAGCUGGAUUCCAAGGGCCUGCCUCUCGUGCCCCAACCCAGUCGCUUCACCGACGACCCACUGAACUGGUCGCCGUGGUUGAAAUGGGCAGUCCUUAUCCAGGUCGGCUUCAUGGCCUUCCUGGGCCCGUACAACGCAGCGCUCAUCAACCCGUCGCUCGUCCUGCUCAGCAAGGGCAUCGGCGUCGACUCCAAGACAGCCGCCUACACGACGACCACGGGAAUCAUCCUGGGCGGGAUUUCGCCGUUCCUCUGGACACCCCUGACCAAUUAUUAUGGCAGGCGGCCAAUCACGCUAUGUGCCAUUCUGCUCACCAUCCUGGGCGGUGUCGGCUCAGGGGUAUCCCCAGAUUUCAGCGCCUUGCUCGGGACGAGAGCGUUAUGUGGGUUCGGCUUCGGGGGCAUGAUGUCAGUCGGCACGGCGUGUUUGAAUGAUAUGUUCUUCCUGCAUGAACGAGGAGCGAAGACGGGAGUUUACUCAAUAUUCGUCACGAACGGUGCUCAUGUUGCAGCGCUCAUCGGCGGCUUCCUAGGCCAGGCAGAAGGAUGGAGAUGGGACUACUGGCUCGGCGCAAUCAGCACCUCGCUCUCCUUCGCCGUCGCACUCUUCCUCUUCCCUGAAACCCUCUUCUCUCGAGAUCCCAUCUUCCUCUCCACCCGCACACGGACACGAACGUACUUCCAACUCCUUUUCGACUUCAAAGGCAACAUGAUCCCCGGUCGUCGUCUGCAUGCUAGCGACUUCCUCCAAUCUUUCAAAAUGCUGAAGUAUCCAUCAAUAUUAUUUCCAGUUUGGUAUUACGCCUGGGGCUGGACAUUCAUUAACGUCAUGCCCGCCAUCACUCUCGCUACCAUCUAUUCUCACUUCUUCAAUCUGAAGGCAGGACCCAUUGGCGCGUGUCUCGGAAUCUCGUUAAUGAUCGGCUCGUUCCUGGGCGAGUUCUUCGCAGGCAAAGCCUCCGACCUCCUCAUGACCUACCUCGCCAAACGUCAUGGCGGGAAGCGAAAACCUGAACACAGAUUAUACCUCUGUACACUCAGUGCGCUGUUCAUGCCCGCAGGCCUAAUAAUCUUCGGCAGCACAGUCUCCUCGCAACCCUCGUACCUCAUCCCACUCAUCGGGCUGGGCGUUGGCGUCUUUGGUCUCCAGAUCGCUAGCACGACGCUCUAUGCUUACGUCUCUGACUGCUACAAGCCACAGACUCCUGAAAGCGGCGUGCUGUUUAACCUGAGUCGUGGCCUGUCUUUCAUAGUCGGAUACUUUGCUCUCCCGUUCGCCGGGGCGGUGGGGUACUUUUGGGCUUGGUUUACCUUCGCCGCCGUCCUCUUCGUGUCGUUCUUUCCCAUAGUAUCGCUAAUGGUCUGGGGUGAAAAAUGGAGGCGAAAACUCGGAGAGCCUAAUUUCCACAGAUAUCUCUGAGGCGGUGUUUGAUUAUGUUGUCCCGGUCUAUGGUGGGAAUGGAGCGUGGAGUUUUGGGGUGGGUCAUCAUCUUGGAUUGGAGUUUGUUGCUGUACAUAUAUAUACCCCAGUUGUCUCUCGGUGCCAAUGCAUGGAGAGCUGCAUUGGAGGACAGAGUUGUCUGUCAAGAUGGAAGAUUCAGAAGUCUGGCUGGCUACUAGGGAUGUGUGAUACUUGUACAAGUUGGCGGCCUCCCGAUUGUACUUAAACGAAAAACAAAGUAAUGCCGAUCGAAUAAACCUUAUCCAGCGG
Hyaloscypha bicolor E is the source of this 2106-nucleotide messenger RNA. RefSeq names its product MFS general substrate transporter. Gene Ontology annotation, molecular function: transmembrane transporter activity. The record is from RefSeq and is a predicted model, not a curated record. The coding region runs from base 220 to 1815 and encodes 531 amino acids. Gene Ontology annotation, biological process: transmembrane transport. The transcript is spliced from 3 exons. NCBI's taxonomy places the organism in Eukaryota, Fungi, Ascomycota, Leotiomycetes, Helotiales, Hyaloscyphaceae.